Messenger RNA from Cynara cardunculus var. scolymus (artichoke), 1752 nucleotides. Its product is annotated as senescence-associated carboxylesterase 101-like. The record is from RefSeq and is a predicted model, not a curated record. The transcript is spliced from 3 exons. Gene Ontology annotation, biological process: defense response; lipid metabolic process. The annotation marks the transcript as partial. Lineage: Eukaryota; Viridiplantae; Streptophyta; Magnoliopsida; Asterales; Asteraceae. Gene Ontology annotation, molecular function: carboxylic ester hydrolase activity.
AAGCUUCAUUCAUCAUCUUCAACAUCCACAAACAAAAGUAUCCGAAAAUAUUAUCAUCAAAGAAAGAGGAUGACCCGAACCAUGUUUUGCAGUGAAGUGGAAUUGGGUGGUUUUCUGGGCAGCUUAGAUUUGAUUGAAGAUGCUUAUCACGCAAAUUUCGAUACUUCUUCAUCCACUUCUUAUAAACUUCACCACAAUUUUUCUGGGUUUCAAGUUUUGUCUUUCCACUCUUCCUCUCAUCAUACCACUCGAUUUCUYAAUGGAGGGUUYGAUUUGGUUUCGUCRAAAGAUCACCCGGUCAUUGACUUUGUUUCGACGAAACUCAACCCGUUAUUUUCCAUUAACGAAGCUGCAGUUCGCUUGUUCGAGGGUCUGUUUCUCGAGCUUAAAGAGCUCGAAAAUCAGCUUAUUUUCAAGCCGUUGGUUGUCACCGGACGAUUUCUCGGGGGAUAUAUCGCCAUUCUUUUUACGCUAUGGCUGCAACACGCCAUAGAUGAGAAAGAAGGCGAAGGUUUCAAGGAUACGAAAAGACCAAUUUGCAUAACUUUCGGUUGCCCGCUUGUUGGGAACCAAGAUCUCCGAAAGGCGAUCUCGGAACGCCCACAAUGGAAAUCUAGAUUCUUGAAUGUGGUCGCGCAGACGGAUCCUGUUGCUCGUUUUUACUCAUCAAAUAAUCUUUACAAGCCUUUCGGUACCUCCCUUUUUUGCACGGAAUCAGGCGGGCACAUGGUUUUUGAAGAUCAAGAAUUGGUCCCGGCUGUUCUAGACGCUAUGGCGUCAUCUAUAACCGGAAAUACAGAAAUCGACUACGGGAACCAUUUGAAGUCAAUCCGAAGGAAGGUAUUGUAUCGUGGGGUUUCUGAAUUGGGUGAAUUCAAGUUGGAUUCAUUGAGGGCAGGUAUCACAUUGCAGUUCAGUGAAGUUGGUCAUGUGCUAGAUGAUAAUUUGAAUGAUCUGGUUGGGAGAAUAGCGGAGGAACAAAAAAUAGCAAAGAGGAAAGAGCAAUUGAAUUUCUUUUACGAUCGUAUCAACAGCAAGAAGCGAAACGAAGAGAUGAGAGGCAUACUAUGCAUGGAAUUAUACAUGAAAAAAGGAAGAUCGAAAGGGGGUUCCUACGAUAGCUUCAAAAACCCCGGAGAAAGCAAACUCGAAAUCGAGUUAUAUCAAGAAAUCGUGAAGAAUAAACGAAUCCUGAACCAGUAUUGGAAGGAGAAGGUUGACGAAAAUAAUCGAAUGCCGAAAAAAGAAGGUACUAAGUUGCAUAGGCGUUUGCUGUACCGCGGAAACACGUACAGAAGGAUCGUCGAGCCACUAGACAUCGCCGAACACUACAAAUUAAACGGUGAAUACUACAAAAAUGGAGAGAAACACUAUCUAGAAAACCGAUCUCAACAUUAUCAGUUGCUGGAGGAGUGGCUGAAUGAACAUAAUUAUAAGAAGGGUCUGAAUCAAAGUGAAAGAACCAAUAAAGCAUCAACUAUUAACGAUGAUUCUUGCUUCUGGGCAUAUGUGGAGGAGGCUUCCAUUUUGUUGUCAAAGUUGAAGAAUGGAGGGUCUGCGGACGUCCGUAGCCAGGAAUUGGAGUAUUUUGAGAAUUAUGUGAUGAGUGAAAUCAAGACUUACUCAUUGUCUCCAGACGUUUUCAUCAAGGGAAGCAGCUUAAUGAAGUGGUGGAAUGAGUAUAAACAGCACAAGGGAAGCUUAUAUGCUUCUGAGUUUGCUCAGUUUAUGAACAACGAAAGCUACAGAUCA